Cheilinus undulatus (humphead wrasse) is the source of this 2100-nucleotide messenger RNA. RefSeq lists its product as uncharacterized. The coding region runs from base 565 to 1770 and encodes 401 amino acids. Gene Ontology annotation, molecular function: transmembrane signaling receptor activity. Gene Ontology annotation, biological process: toll-like receptor signaling pathway; immune response; inflammatory response. Gene Ontology annotation, cellular component: membrane. Lineage: Eukaryota; Metazoa; Chordata; Actinopteri; Labriformes; Labridae. The transcript is spliced from 2 exons. The record is from RefSeq and is a predicted model, not a curated record.
UGAAAAUUAACCCCUUUCAAACUUUUGCUCAUGAUUGUUUUUAACCUUAAAACAUACACAAAAAGGUAGUCUUUAAUUUUCAUUUUUCUGUUUUAAAACAAAAUUUAAAUCACCCAUUGUUUUUAAAGUUUUAAGAUCUGUUUCCUACAUUGUAUUCAGCUAACAAAAGACAUAAGAACCCAGCAGCUUAUCCCGGGAGAACUGAGGGAAAAGAGAUGAUUCACUGUUGAAGCUAUGUGGUGGGACUUUUCGGGUCCACAUAACUAAACUAUGAAUAGUUUAGUAUUUAAAGGAGAAUUCACAGAAGAAGCACUUCAACACAUGACCAGGCUCUGUGCGUUUAAUGUUUUUAAAUAAGACUGACUGAGAUCCAUAAUGGUACAGUCACUUAAUUUGUGUUUUUUAGCCCUUCUAACACCAGCACUGUCGCUGCCCCUUUAAGAAACUAAAAAAAUUCCCAGGAAGCAGAAACUGAAGAACCACCUUCAUCGCUCUAACUUUCAGUUCUGACUUUUCCUCUCAGCACGACCACUCCCUACAUGCUUACAUGGUUUUUACGAUAUCAUGGACAGCUCUGAUCUUCCCUCUCUGAGAGAUGGUGAGAGUUACCACGUCUUCAUCAGCUACAGCAGCACUGACUACCAGUGGACCCACUCCCUCAUUGAACAGCUGGAGUCCUGCGGCCUGCAGGUCUGCUACCACGAGCGUGACUUCACUCCAGGACGCACCGUGUUGGAGAACAUGUCCGACUGCAUCCAGGAGAGCCAGAAGGUCCUGCUGGUCCUCAGUCCAGAGUUUGUGAGGAGCCGCUGGUGUCUCCUGGAGGCCAACAUGUCUCUGUUCAGGGACUGUCUUGAGAGGAAGCCCAUCGUCCCAGUGCUGCUGGAGCCUGGAGUCUCUAUUCCUGCCCACCUCUGCCACCUCACCUACCUGGGGGCCAACGACCCGGACUUCAAGAACAAGCUGCUCAAGGUGCUCUGCACCCCCAACCAGCAGCUCCAAAGCUCCACUGUGGUUCCCUUCCAGCCUCCCUCCAUCUACAAUGGGAAGGUCCUGCAGCCUUUGACUGCUGUUAAUGAUGAGGAACUCUACAAAUGGGAAUCUGGUCAGUUCAGUGAAUUGGAGGUGCCGGACCAACUGCGUCUGAUCAUUGAGAACCACGACAAGUACAGAGAGGCUGUGAGGAUCAUCAACAGAGUCUCUGAAGACAAAGUUUGGAUCCGCCCACUCUGGAUUAGAGUCAUCAUUUACAUCGUUGGUGUAGCAUUUUUCAUGCUCUUGUUUGCAUUAUGUAUGUUUUGGCAAAAUGAAACCGUUGAUGAUUUUAUUCGUCAACCACGAUUAAUAUUUGACAUUUGGUCGACGACGACAUUCAGUGUCUACUUAAUUCCGAUUGGGUUUAUUAUUCAGCUUGGAUUCUGGAAAAUGGAUAAUGACCGAUAUAUUUUGCGGGAGAUGCAUAAAGCUGUAGGAAAAGCAAACCUGUUGCUCCAUGAGGACAAGGUGUUGAUGGGAUGUGGCUCCAACUCAAAAAUCUAUCUGGUGUAUGUUUCUCUGGACAGCUGCAAACAGGAGUUUGCAGAAACAUUUCCUGAUCAGGCACAAGAGAUGUUUCAGAGAGCUCUGAUGUUCUUCUCAUCAGGUUACACCUGCAGCCUCGCUACUAGACACUCUCCCUUUCCUCAACCCACCUCCUCUGGUCACCUGGAGGGAGGGCUGUGUUUCUGUCAGUAUGUUUCUCAGCAGCUGAGUAAGAACAAAUGGGAAUAACUAACAUAAGUCUAAAUGUAACCAGUCAGUUUCAGUUUUAACUCAUGAGAAACACAUUUUUUGUGCCAUUUCAUCAUUGUUGAUGGUGCCUUGUCAAUGCUCUGUGUUCAAGUUGAACUUUUGAUCUGUUUUGGUAACAUUCAGAUAUCAAUGCUAUAAUGCUGGGUAAAAAAAAACAACAAACAAACAUUUGCUUAUUUUGAACAGUGGUGGCCCAGGCAGCAUGAACCUGUACAUAUUUAUGACAACAUACAAGUAAUUAUGAUGAUAAUAAAACAGCAUUAAUUCUUGACCUUUUAGAUUCUGUGUUCUUAAUGUUGUAAACACCCU